Molecule: messenger RNA, 1167 nt
Organism: Ctenocephalides felis (cat flea)
Lineage: Eukaryota; Metazoa; Arthropoda; Insecta; Siphonaptera; Pulicidae
Product: trypsin-7-like
Exons: 8
Coding region: 1-1167 (388 amino acids)
Biological process (GO): proteolysis
Molecular function (GO): serine-type endopeptidase activity
Source: RefSeq, a predicted model, not a curated record
AUGAAUUGUGGGCUUUUAUUUGUAAUAUUUAGUUACAUUAUACUUUUGGAUAGUGGUGCAAGUUGUGAUAAACAGCCCAUUGAUCGAAUAGUGGGGGGUGCAAAUGUGAGCAUCGAAGACUAUGGAUGGCAAGUGUCCGUCCAGUUAUUAAAUCUUCAUUAUUGUGGAGAAACAAUUAUUGCAAAGCAAUGGGUUCUUACAGCUGCACAUUGCUUCAUUAGCUUAAUGCCUAUAAGACUAUAUUCAGUUAGAGCUGGAAGUGAUACCAUCAACGAAGGCGGAAUCGUGAAGCAAGUAGAAAAAGGAAUAAAUCACCCAAAAUUCAAUGAUACCAAUUAUGAUAAUGACGUAUCCCUGCUUUAUUUGGAAACUCCAUUGCAUUUAAACGGUAUCACUAUCCGUACAAUCAGUUUAAUAGAGCCAGGAGUUAUAGUGCCGCAAGGUGAAAUUGUCAGAAUAACUGGAUGGGGUUACACAAAGGAUCAAGCUCAAACCAAUUCUAAAUUUCUCAAAGGAGUCUCUAUUCCUAUACUUGACCCAACAGAAUGCAAAAGCAGAUACGGAAGGAUGUUCACAAACAACAUGCUGUGUGCCGGUUAUCUCGAGGGAGAAAAAGAUGCCUGUCAAGGUGAUGACGGGGGUCCUCUAAUAACAAAAAAUAGAAUUGUGAUAGGAAUCACUUCCUGGGCAUCUGGAUGCGGAAGAAAAGAUAGUCCAGAUAAUGAUGCUGCCGUUGUUCGUCUUUCAUCACCUUUGAGUGUAAAUAGUGGAUCAAUCCGGCCCAUAAAACUAGUCAAUUCUGGUGUAGAAUUAAGAGGAGGCACCAAGGUUACAGUUUCUGGAUGGGGUAGACUCACGGAAUCACCAUCAGAGCUUUCUCCUACACUCCAGGGAGCAACAAUAACUGUUAUUGACAAUCCAACGUGCCAAAGAUAUUAUGUCGCAGAUUACGUCAUCACAGACAAUAUGAUGUGUGCAGGAUUCAUUGAAGGAGGAAAAGGUCCAUGCCAAGGAGACACCGGUGGUCCAUUAGUCGAAGGCAACAAAACCUUAGUAGGAAUUAUAUCAUGGGCAUUAGGUUGCGCAAGACCAGCAAGUCCAGGUGUUUACACACGUUUAGCUUCUACCAGCGUCAGAAAUUUUAUUCGAAGUGUGACCGGCCUCUGA